Plasmopara halstedii is the source of this 3153-nucleotide messenger RNA. RefSeq lists its product as hypothetical. The transcript is spliced from 3 exons. Gene Ontology annotation, molecular function: small GTPase binding. The record is from RefSeq and is a predicted model, not a curated record. Gene Ontology annotation, cellular component: cytosol; nuclear envelope. Gene Ontology annotation, biological process: protein import into nucleus. Bases 1 to 3153 code for a protein of 1050 amino acids. Lineage: Eukaryota; Oomycota; Peronosporomycetes; Peronosporales; Peronosporaceae.
AUGGAGCUCAUCGAACUACUAGAUGGAAGUCUCUCGGCUGCUUCCGAUGUUCGUGCACAGUGUGAAGUUCGUCUCACGAAUCUCCUUUCAACACGUGGUUUUGCCUUGCAAUUAAGUGCAUUUCUCUUUUCAAAAGAAGCGUCAGAUGCACAGCGUCAAUUAUCUGCUUUGUUACUUAAGAAAGUUGUGACGUCAUACUGGGUACGAAAUGAAGAUGUUACGUACGUUGUAGACGAGAUGGAAAAGAUGCAAAUAAAACAAACAUUAAUUUCAGCACUUCAUGAACGUCUUGAGCUCUUUACUACAAGUAAACUUCAGACAGCAUUCUGUUUGAUUUUAACUGCUAUCUUUGAACGUGACUGGCCCGACCAAUGGAUUGAUAUCUUACCAACGAUCUUGACCAUGAUCUCAAGUCAAGAAAAAUUACGCAUUGAAUUUGCAGUACGUUUUCUCUCGCUUGCAGGUCAUCACUUUGGAAGUGACAGCUGCUGUGAUUUGGUCACAUCAGUCUUUCCUCAUCUUAGUCGAAUCUUUGGUUUGACAAUGGAGUUUUCAGCUAGCACACGGUCACAAAUUGCUCGGAUUGUACAGAAUAGUCUACUGAUGGUUGGAAUGGAAGCUCAAGUAGGUAAUACCAUAGCGCUUCAAUUAUUACAUGAAAACACAACGCAGUGGAUUCGUCUGUUCCUUGAGCAAUUGGCUAUGCCGGUACAAGGUGUUAAAGAUUAUUCGAUUAAGAUUCAAAUCUUAACAACGUUAGCAAGUUUUGCACGAGAAUGGCCGAAAGAAAUGACGAAUGUAUUACCAGAGAUUUUUCCACGAGUGUAUGGACUAUUAUUGCACGAUAUGAACGCGUACGAACAGCAUGUGGUUCUGAGCUCGUGUUCUGAAGAAGAAGGAUACGAUAGUGAUGGAGAUGGUGCGUUAAUUGGUCAAAGUGCUAUGAUUGUCGCAGCGUUUGAGUUUGUACGUGGUGCGAUCCAUGCACCGACUAAAAAGACUCGACAACUCAUUGUGAAUGGAUUGACCGACUUUGUGUACGUUAUGAUUGGGUACAUGCAAAUUACCGUGUGUCAAAUGGAAGAGUGGAGAGAAGAACCAAACAAGUAUGUGGCAGAUGAAGACGAAGAGAGUUCGACGUUUAGUGUACGGAACGCAGCUACAGAUUUGUUGACGGAGCUUGAGACAGUGCUAGGACGUAAAGCCGUCGCAGCGGCACUGGAUGCCGCUCAGCGUCGAUUAAAGGCCGACAAUGUUACUAAUUGGCGGCUUCAAGAAGCUGCACUGGUGGUUGUCGGGUGCUUAGCAGCAUCGACGCUUGACGCUUGGAACAAGAAUGCGACUGAGAUUACGCAACUUCUUGAUCUUUCGGCGUUCUUACAGACGUUGUUUAAAGUGAUGAAUGCAGAGAGUCAAGAGAUUUACUUACGGGCUCGAGCACUGUGGUGUGCAAGUCGUUUAGCUAAAGGAAUGAACCAAGAGAUGCUUGAUGCUUUUCUUCAAGUAGCGAUCUCUGGACUUGAGCAGGGACAAGUGCUGCCUGUUCGUAUGUACGCGUGCCGUGCCAUUGGAUCGAUACUUCACUAUGUUACAGGCAACGCACGACUUCAGAAUGCAAGUGUUGUGAUCAUCGAUCGACUUGCUAGUCUCGCGGAGCAAUCGACGCACGAGACGCUCCAUAUUGCGCUCGAAACGCUUGUUGUGGUCCUGCAAGAGUCGGAAGAGAUUGCUCUUGAGUCAGCGCAACGUGUUGUCACUUGCUUCUUGUAUCACUGGAGUCAAAAUCUGAAUGAUCCAUUAAUCAGUGAAUUAACCGACGGCGCAUUUGGUGCGCUCCUUCAACUCGACAAUGCAUCUAUCACGGCUUCAGUACAUGCACAAGUUUUACCUGUCAUUCGUUCAAUGCUCGUCAAGAGUUGCUCUGAUCUCGGAAGCACUGGCACUGGCAUUUACACGGCCAGCAGUGCAUUAACAAUCCUCAAAACACUAUUACGACACUCGUUUGCAUCUAGUAACACAGUUUCAAGUGGCGGUGUCGACUCAGCGACCCAGCAAUUGGGCGCACAAAUCGUACAACAAUCGUUUGAGCCGCUUGUGAAUGUAUUGGGCGUUAUAGAUGAUGAAAAAGUGUUAAAUUUCGGCUCGGAAUGCCUUAAGUGGCUGGUUAUGUUUGCCGUCGAGUCGUUAGCAGCGUAUACGACAGCCUCUGGCACGAACGGUAUCGACACAACGCUCGCUGUCUCGGCCAAUUUGCUGUCUCCAGCUGUCUCGGAUGCAAGUGCUGCUUGCGUUGGUGGACUGAUCACACAAAUCUUGUUAAAGCUAGGUCCGAGUCUACCAACGGCGACAGUACAGUCGAUCCUAAGUGCUGUAUGCGCUCGACUAGCUGCGACUUCAUUGCCGUCUUUAGUACAGUCGCUGUGUAUGGUUUUUGCUCGUCUAGUGCACUCUCACGGUCGUGAUCUUCUAAACGUGCUGGAGCACUUACCGGCUCCAACGACACGUGACGGUCAAAAUCAAGCUCUUAAUAUGCUGACGUUUGUAUUUCAAACGUGGAUUGAGAAGCAGCAAGAUUUUUAUGGUCUGUACUGCAUUAAAGUGACUAUCAGUGCUCUUAUGAAGGUGGUAGAGUGGAAUGAUCCUCGCAUCAAUGCUAUCACUGUCACUGGAAGCGUUGUAAACGAUAUGAAUGCUGACGGAAUAGGCAUCCAGACACGAUCCAAGGCACGAUGCGCUCCUAGUAACAAGACACAACACACGACGGUGCACUUUGUGACAAAAUUUGUCGUUCUUCUUGCAAAGACUCUUUCGAAUUUAGCAGAAGAGGAGGAAGAAUGGCAGUCAUCGGAUGAUUCGGAAGGUGAAGAGGACGAGAAGGCAGAAUAUCAGGCUUCGUCUUCAAUAUUUGCUCCUGCUGAAAAUUAUGAACUUUUAUCGGACGCUUUGGAUGCUCACGACACAGUAGAAGGUCACGGCGACGAGCCUGAAGAAGAGUUUGAAGCGUAUUUUGACCCAUUAAAUGACGUGAAUCUAAAGACUGUUAUUCCUUACGCUUUACAGAAAGUUACUGCUGAUGCGAAUCUGAUGCAGGCCAUUCUACCUGAGCUUACAGCUGCAGAUCAAGAGGCACUUGCUGUCUCGUCAUCUACGUAG